CCUAGUUCACAAUUAUCGUAUGGUGGCGCCAUGAACGAUGACGCUAGGUCGCCGGGCGCUGGUAGUACACCUGGCCCUUUAUCACAACAACCACCUGUCCUAGACACAUCAGACCCUGAUGGUAAGUUCUUAUCAUCACUAAAUCCUUCAGAACUAACAUAUGAUGGUCGAUGGUGUCGAAGAGAAUGGUCAUCACCUGCCGAUGCUAGAAAUGCAGAUCCCUCAAGGCGGUUAUACUCCUCAGUCUUCCUCGGCAGUCCUGACAAUUUCGGCACAAGUGCAAGUGGUGACGCCAGUAAUGCCAGUAUAGGCAGCGGCGAGGGCACAGGCGAAGAGGAUGACGAUGCGAAUGGUAAAAAGAACCAAAAGAAACGUGGCAUUUUUCCAAAAGUAGCAACAAAUAUCUUAAGAGCGUGGCUGUUUCAGCAUUUAACGCAUCCCUACCCCUCCGAGGAUCAGAAAAAACAGUUGGCGCAAGAUACCGGCCUAACGAUACUGCAAGUGAACAAUUGGUUUAUCAAUGCGAGGCGAAGAAUUGUGCAGCCAAUGAUCGACCAAUCGAAUCGUGCAGUCUACACCCCACACCCGGGUCCAUCGCCGUACGGCCAUGACGCCAUGGGUUAUAUGAUGGACAGUCAAGCGCAUAUGAUGCAUCGUCCACCGGGUGAUCCCGGUUUCCAUCAAGGCUAUCCCCACUACCCUCCCGCCGAGUAUUAUGGCCAGCAUUUGUAAUUAACCGAUGCAGUUGAGAGUCAGGACUAUAGUCAAAGUCAUGGGCAAUCAACAUUAGAGGUGGCGACAGCAACAGCAGCUAUGGCAGCAGCAGCAGUGGCAGCAGCAGCAGUGGUGUCUACACCAAACCUAUCAACAUAGCAAAACAACAAUUAUAUAAAUUAAAAAAAAAAAAAAUAAAACAAAUAAAUAAAGCAGCAAGCAGAUAAAAUGCACACAACAGCACCAAAAUAAUAUCUGAAAAAAAAAGAAACAUAGAAGAAAAUUUCAAAACUGUAUUAAAAAAACCAGCACUCAAAUACCCUAAUGAAAGGAGAUAACGUCAGAAAAACGGGUGCUGAAAGAGAUCACCUAAAAACUCUCAAGGCAUGGACAGCUGUAAGCAACAUCACCGUGUGCGGAACUAUCUUUUAUUGCUGCAUUAGUGCUGACAAAACCACCAUAACCCCCUCGUCCCGAAAAAGAACAACAGAUUCACUCAUCUUACAGAACUUCGGCUGCUAUUUCAAAUUCGACUUAUUCUACAGAAUCAUCACUCUUCAUAACGUAUUUCUGCGGCAAGCAUUUACACACACACAUACAUAUACAUAAAUAAAUAUGUAUUGUAUAUCAGCCCUACCAACACUUGAAACUAUAUUUUUGCUUUACUAACGCCUAACGCCUCAUAUACGUAAUUGGAUUUUAAGCGUACCAAAAAUAAUUUAGUUGAAAAGAUGUAUUCAUGUAAAAACUACCAAAACUUCUGAAAAAAAAUAAGUCAUCGAACUAAAUGAGACAUUUGACAACUUUGCACACUCCAGUGUUUUGGUUUUGAACAUAAUGCUGUAAAUAAUGCGAUCUACAUUUACGAUAACGAAAAAGCGCUAAGCACCCAUAGAGUCAAAAGACGUAAAUUUCAGCAUGGAAACCAGUGAUCGAUCAAAACAAUAUUCAAAAUUAAAAUCUAAAAAGUUAAACAAAAACUUUUGGCUACAUGUAAAACUUUGUGAAAAAAGUGAAUGUAAGAAAAAUUAUUUGAUAAAUGUAAAUGUAAAAAAACCUGCAACCAGAAAUGAAUUUAAAUUGUUAUGUUAAAAAAAAUUGUAAACUAUACCCAGUACAUACAUAUAAAUGUAUAUAAUUUGUGAUCAAAUAUGUUUUAAUAGAUUAGACAAAGUAACUUACAGCAGAAAAAGGAAAUAAAAUUACGUUUGCUAUUUUGUAACAUAUUAACAUACAUAUUUACCUUGCGCUUUGUUGUAAAUGAAAAAAGGGUUGUUUCAUAUUAUGUUAUUUCCGCUUUGUUUACUAUAAAAAUUUCUAAACUAAACAUUUUAAAUUUAUUAAAUAACUCA
Messenger RNA from Anastrepha obliqua, 2066 nucleotides. RefSeq names its product homeobox protein homothorax. Bases 31 to 732 code for a protein of 233 amino acids. The record is from RefSeq and is a predicted model, not a curated record. Gene Ontology annotation, molecular function: DNA-binding transcription activator activity, RNA polymerase II-specific; RNA polymerase II cis-regulatory region sequence-specific DNA binding. The transcript is spliced from 9 exons. Gene Ontology annotation, biological process: positive regulation of transcription by RNA polymerase II; embryonic pattern specification; animal organ morphogenesis. NCBI's taxonomy places the organism in Eukaryota, Metazoa, Arthropoda, Insecta, Diptera, Tephritidae.